Molecule: messenger RNA, 2043 nt
Organism: Notothenia coriiceps (black rockcod)
Lineage: Eukaryota; Metazoa; Chordata; Actinopteri; Perciformes; Nototheniidae
Product: importin-11-like
Exons: 20
Biological process (GO): protein import into nucleus
Cellular component (GO): cytosol; nuclear envelope
Source: RefSeq, a predicted model, not a curated record
AUGAGUGAGGUGUCUGAUCGCAGCAGAGCCUCCAGAGUGAUAGCUGUCCCCAGGCUUUGUAGCGUCAUCUCCGGCAGGUGUGCGAUGGGAUGGCUCGGGGAUUGGAGCACGUCGGGCCCGGCGUGCUCCAAUCACAAUCUUCAGGAGGCGGACCAGGAGAUGGCAACCAAUCACGGUUUCCUGAACGCUGUGUUUGAGAGGCUAAAGCAGUUCUUGGAAUGCUAUCGACAGGUUGGUCCAGACAGCACAUGCAGAGAAAAGCUGGAGAAGAUGAUCAUACUGUACACUAAAACUUUGUUAGAUUUCCUGGAGUACCAUCCAUGUGCGUUCAUACCCCUAAUCCAGCGUUCCCUGGAAUUUGCCGUCAGCUACCUGUUCACACCUGCAGGAGAGGGAGUGACCUUUGAACGCUUCAUUGUUCAGUGCAUGAACCUCAUCAAGAUGAUUGUAAAGAAUGAAGCCUACAAACCUUCAAAGAACAUCGAGGACAGUAAACCAGAGAGUCUGGAGGCUCACAAGAUCAAGACGGCAUUCUUCACACACCCCACACUGACAGAGAUUGGACGCAGACUAGUCUCACACUACUUCCUCCUCACAGAGGAAGAGUUGGCAAUGUGGGAAGAGGACCCCGAGAGCUUUGCUGUUGAAGAAACCGGUGGAGACUCUUGGAAAUACAGUCUACGACCAUGUGCAGAAGUGUUGUUCCUGGAUAUCUUCCACGCCUACAACCAGACACUGAUACCCGUGCUACUGGAAAUGGUUCAGAAUCUCCAGGGCCCAACCAAUGUGGAAGACUCUGUUCAGCUGCUAAUGAAGGAUGCAGUAUACAAUGCAGUAGGACUGGCAGCUUACGAGCUGUUUGACAACGUGGACUUCGACCAGUGGUUCAAGAAUCAGCUUCUCGGAGAACUUCAAGUCAGCCAUCACAGAUACAAGUUGAUUCGCAGACGGGUGAUCUGGCUAAUAGGCCAGUGGAUCGCUGUCAAGUUCAAAUCCGACCUUCGACCUUUACUCUACGAGGUCAUCCUGAGCCUCAUGCAGGAUCCAGACUUGGUGGUGCGGAUUGAGACGGCUACAACCCUGAAGCUCACCGUUGAUGACUUUGAAUUCCGGACAGAGCAAUUCCUGCCAUACCUUGAGUCUAUCUUUGGGCUGCUCUUCCAGCUGUUGCAGCAGGUGACGCAGUGUGACACUAAGAUGCAGGUGCUCCAUGUCAUCUCCUGUGUCAUUGAGAGGGUCAACAUCCAGAUCCGGCCGUAUGUAGGCUGCCUGGUGCAGUACCUGCCCCUGCUCUGGAAGCAAUCUGAAGAACACAACAUGCUACGAUGUGCCAUCCUCACUACUCUCAUCCACCUGGUAAAGGUACGGUGCAACCCCAUUUUCAAUGUUUCUGCAUCAAUGAGCUCGGAGAACAUGCGAACCUGCUUUCAGAUCGUUAAUGCCUACUUAUAUUUGUCUGCCACAGACUUCUUACAGAACUAUGCAGAAUCCUUGUGCCGAGCUUUCUGCGCUCUGCUGAAAGACAUCACAGAUGAGGGGCAGGUCCAAGUGCUCAAGGUGGUAGAGAUAGCUUUAAAGGUUAGCCCCAUACUGGGAGCCCACAUGUUCCAGCCCCUGCUGCCAGCUGUCUUCAGAGGUAUCGUGGACGGUGAGAGAUAUCCUGUGGUGAUGUCCACCUACCUAGGAAUUAUGGGUCGCGUCCUGCUCCAGAACUCCAGCUUCUUCUUGUCUUUGCUCACUCAAAUGGCCUCGGAUCGCAGCCAGAAGAUGGACGAGUUGUUUGGCAGUGUGAUAGAGAUGUGGGUCGACCGCAUGGACAACAUCACUCAGCCAGAGAGGAGGAAGCUGUCCUCUCUGGCUCUGCUUUCCCUUCUUCCAUCCGACAACAGUGUAAUCCAGGACAAGUUCUGUGGCAUCAUCAACAUCUCCGUAGAGGCGCUGCAUGAUGUUAUGACAGAAGAUUCUGAAACAGGCACCUUCAAAGAGUAAGUAUGCAUGUUUCUUACGAGAAAACUAAGAAAUAAUCAUACAGUUAAACCUUAA